AUGUCAUACAGGUUAGGGGGUUUGCUUAUACACUAAUCACUCAAAUAGAGACAGCACAAAUCUUCUAAUAACAGUGAAGUUAAUUUAUAUUUUAACACCAACAACAUUGUAAACAAAGUAAUUUUUGCCAAUCAUAUAAGUGGUCCUGGCUCAAGAUGACGACUGCUACAGAUACAGUCAGAGAGAAAGCUCUGCAGGAUUACAGAAAGAAGUUGUUGGAACAUAAAGAAGUUGAAAGCAGGCUGAAAGAAAUGAGAGAACAACUUAAAGACCUAACAAAGCAGUAUGAUAAGUCUGAAAAUGAUCUAAAAGCUCUUCAGAGUGUUGGACAGAUUGUGGGGGAGGUUCUGAAACAGCUCACUGAAGAAAAGUUUAUCGUUAAGGCCACCAACGGACCGAGGUACGUGGUGGGUUGUCGCCGCCAGCUGGACAAGGCCAAGUUGAAGUCUGGCACCAGAGUAGCUCUAGACAUGACUACGCUGACUAUCAUGCGACAUCUGCCUCGUGAGGUCGACCCUCUCGUGUACAACAUGAGCCAUGAGGACCCUGGACACGUCACGUACUCUGCAAUCGGAGGACUGAGUGAGCAAAUCAGGGAGUUGCGAGAGGUUAUUGAACUGCCGCUUCUGAACCCGGAGUUGUUCCAGAGAGUCGGUAUCACUCCUCCCAAGGGUUGUCUGCUGUACGGACCUCCGGGCACAGGCAAGACUCUACUGGCCAGAGCCGUGGCCAGCCAGCUGGAUGCAAACUUUUUGAAGGUUGUAUCGAGUGCCAUUGUUGACAAGUACAUUGGAGAGAGCGCUCGAUUGAUCAGAGAAAUGUUCAACUAUGCUCGUGAUCACCAGCCUUGCAUUAUAUUCAUGGAUGAAAUUGACGCCAUUGGUGGACGUAGGUUCUCCGAAGGAACGUCUGCUGACCGAGAGAUACAGAGGACGCUGAUGGAGCUUCUCAACCAAAUGGAUGGUUUUGAUUCACUUGGCCAGGUUAAAAUGAUCAUGGCUACCAACCGUCCGGACACCCUGGACCCUGCCCUCCUGAGACCUGGACGUUUGGACCGUAAAAUUGAAAUACCUUUGCCCAAUGAACAAGCUCGCCUAGAAAUUCUCAAAAUCCAUGCUGGACCAAUUGCUAAGCAUGGAGAUAUCGAUUAUGAAGCUGUUGUCAAGUUAUCUGACAGUUUCAAUGGAGCUGACCUUCGUAAUGUUUGUACGGAAGCUGGAUUGUUUGCUAUCCGAGCCGAAAGAGAAUACGUGAUCCAAGAAGACUUCAUGAAAGCUGUUCGUAAAGUCGCUGAUAACAAGAAACUUGAGUCUAAGCUUGACUAUAAGCCUGUCUAAGAGUGUUGUGUUGUAAAAUAAUUUAUUCAAUAAAAUUUUGGUUUUUCUAUCUAUA
Messenger RNA from Macrosteles quadrilineatus (aster leafhopper), 1392 nucleotides. RefSeq names its product 26S proteasome regulatory subunit 10B. The record is from RefSeq and is a predicted model, not a curated record. The transcript has 9 exons. NCBI's taxonomy places the organism in Eukaryota, Metazoa, Arthropoda, Insecta, Hemiptera, Cicadellidae. Gene Ontology annotation, biological process: positive regulation of RNA polymerase II transcription preinitiation complex assembly. Gene Ontology annotation, molecular function: ATP hydrolysis activity; proteasome-activating activity; ATP binding. Gene Ontology annotation, cellular component: proteasome regulatory particle, base subcomplex; cytosolic proteasome complex. Bases 156 to 1337 code for a protein of 393 amino acids.